This is a messenger RNA of Astrephomene gubernaculifera, 532 nucleotides long. Lineage: Eukaryota; Viridiplantae; Chlorophyta; Chlorophyceae; Chlamydomonadales; Astrephomenaceae. The record is from the annotation of a GenBank genome assembly.
CGGCGAGGCGGGUGCGGGUGCGGGUCCGCUGCAUGCGAGUCACUGGAGCACUCUGCAGUGGCUGGAGGCUGCCGGCUUCGCGGUGAGUCCGGACAAUCGGCUGUGCUGCAGUGCGGAGGAGGCGGUGGCGGCCGCGGAGGAGUGGAUGAGCCGCCGGGACUCGCUGGGCUACGAUGUGGAUGGUGUGGUGCUCAAGCUGGAUGCCACCGCGCUGUACUCGCUGCUGGGCACUGCAGGCGGCGGGUCGGACCCACGGUGGGCGGUGGCGUGGAAGUUCCCCGCGGGGGAGGCGGUGACGCGGCUGCAGGGGGUGGAGCUGAGUGUUGGGCGGACGGGGCAGGUUACCCCCAUCGCUCUGCUGUCCCCCGUGCAGCUGGGCGGGGUGGUCAUCCGGCGCGCCAGCCUGCACAACAUUGGGUUGGCGGAGGGUCUGGGGCUGCACGAGGGGGACGCGGUGGUGGUGCGGAGGAGCGGGGAUGUCAUACCGCAGGUCAUGCGGGCCCUCCCCGAACUGCGCCCCCCCGGCGCCCGG